Chelmon rostratus (copperband butterflyfish) is the source of this 2493-nucleotide messenger RNA. Its product is annotated as guanine nucleotide-binding protein G(i) subunit alpha-1. Gene Ontology annotation, cellular component: heterotrimeric G-protein complex. The record is from RefSeq and is a predicted model, not a curated record. Gene Ontology annotation, biological process: adenylate cyclase-modulating G protein-coupled receptor signaling pathway. The transcript is spliced from 9 exons. Gene Ontology annotation, molecular function: G protein-coupled serotonin receptor binding; G-protein beta/gamma-subunit complex binding; GTP binding. Lineage: Eukaryota; Metazoa; Chordata; Actinopteri; Chaetodontiformes; Chaetodontidae. Bases 373 to 1437 code for a protein of 354 amino acids.
CGUGCGAAGAACAGGAAGCGAACAUUUUCAGACUCCGACGCAGAUGCUGGUGUCUAGUCACUUUUCUCUGUGAAUGAUACUGGCCGUGCUGGGUUUCCUUUGAGUAAUUGAAGCGCAGGCAGGAGGGCAACCUAUCGUGAAAGCCGCGCUUUGUGGUUAUCUAACUAGAAUAUUUGAGACAUUUCGGCCGUGAGAUCGGGAGCUUGAGUCCGAGGCAAGGGCGUGUUUGAAUCUCAAGUGUUGGAGACUGGCUGCCUCCUCCUCUUCACUGGAUGCUAGCUCGGUAGCCUUUGCAUGUCGUUGCACGCCUAGUUAAAAGUUUGUUUUAGUCUGCAUAUUUUUGUAUUUAUUCGGAGGCCAGAUUAGAAGAAGAUGGGAUGUACUCUGAGCACGGACGACAAGGCGGCGCAGGAGAGGAGCAAGAUGAUCGACAGGAAUCUGCGGGACGACGGAGAAAAAGCUGCCCGGGAGGUCAAGCUGCUGUUGCUCGGUGCUGGAGAGUCUGGCAAAAGUACAAUUGUCAAACAGAUGAAGAUCAUCCACGAAGCGGGCUACUCAGAGGAGGAGUGUAAGCAGUACAAGGCCGUGGUCUACAGCAACACCAUCCAGUCCAUUAUCGCCAUCAUCAGAGCGAUGGGACGCCUGAAGAUCGAUUUUGCUGAUGCGGCCAGAGCGGAUGAUGCACGGCAGCUGUUCGUGCUGGCGGGUUCAGCUGAAGAGGGUUUCAUGACAGGCGAGCUCGCCGGGGUCAUCCAGCGGCUGUGGAAAGACGGAGGAGUUCAGGCCUGCUUCAGCCGCUCCCGAGAGUACCAGCUCAACGACUCUGCAGCAUAUUACCUGAACGACUUGGACAGGAUAUCCCACGGUGCUUAUGUGCCCACCCAGCAGGAUGUGCUGAGAACCAGAGUCAAAACUACUGGUAUUGUGGAAACACACUUCACUUUCAAGGACCUGCACUUCAAGAUGUUUGAUGUGGGUGGACAGAGAUCAGAGAGGAAGAAGUGGAUCCAUUGUUUUGAGGGAGUCACCGCCAUCAUCUUCUGUGUGGCUCUGAGUGACUAUGACCUGGUGCUGGCUGAGGAUGAGGAGAUGAACCGAAUGCACGAGAGCAUGAAGCUGUUUGAUUCCAUCUGCAACAACAAGUGGUUCACAGACACCUCCAUCAUCCUCUUCCUCAACAAGAAAGACCUGUUUGAGGAAAAGAUCAAAAAGAGCCCUCUCACAAUCUGCUACCCAGAAUAUGCAGGCUCCAACACCUACGAGGAGGCAGCAGCUUACAUUCAGUGCCAGUUUGAGGACCUGAACAAGAGAAAGGACACCAAGGAGAUCUACACCCACUUCACCUGCGCCACCGACACCAAGAACGUGCAGUUUGUGUUCGAUGCCGUCACUGACGUCAUCAUCAAGAACAACCUGAAGGACUGCGGGCUUUUCUAAAGGCAGCGUGGCGGCCGGCUUACCAAAUGACUUUGUUGAAGGGGACUCUGACUGAAGGGAACUUCAUGGAGCCUGCUGAGAAUGUCACUUUUAACCUCUUAUUAACUUAUGUUCAUCUCUAAAAGUUUUAAGACUGUGUGUAGAAAAAACAUUUUGUGUAAAGUAUUUGUACAACAGUCUAUGGCCUGGGAUUUUUCACAGUUUUUAAAAUGUGCUUGUUUUACCUUAUUACCUUAUUACCAUUAUUUUAAUUUUUUUAUAUAAAAAGGGGGGCCUUGACUUUUUUUUUUGUCCAUGAAUGAACACUUCUUGUCUUUUGUUUGUAGGUGCUUGUGCCUUGCAUGCCUUAGUUGCAGUGUUUUUCUUUUUGUUGACUUAGAUGUUAGGUUUAUGUAGACGUAUUUCUUUUCUUCUGAUUAUUUCAUCGUCGCAUUGUUUUUGCCUCCUUGGACAAACCAAGCCAGACCAAGUCACUCUGUAGACCAAUUCACUCUGACUCUGACAUACUGUGAGAGCUGCGUGUAAGCCUUUUUGGACGUGUGGUUUGCAUGUGUGCUGCGAGUGGGAGCUUUUCUUUUAAUUGAGACCAAAAGCCAGUGUGAGUGGUUGGGUGUGUGUGUGUGUGAAUGUGUGUACAAAAUAAAACAAAGGGACUUUAUUCCUCUACUUGUCAUCCUCUUUCAAAGUUUUAUUUUUCUAAACGACUCAAAAAAGGCGAUUCUGUCCAAUUAAUGAGCGCACGUUGUUUGUGCGCCGCUACAAACUGCAACAUUCCUGAUUGAAUCAUGAGGUAAAGAGAAGCUUUGAACAGAGGAUGCCAACGGCGGCCUUGUAGCAGGCAACAGGACCAUAUGUACAUCAGUGUUCAGUGCACAGACAGGUGGCUGAGUACUAGUGCACUGUCACUAAUCCUGAUCUGUGAUGGUUUCAAGUCACAUAUCCCCCCUCGACCCCAACCCUCUGUUUCCAUUGGACGGGCACAUUAGUGGACUAAUCUCCAUGAUUUUGCUAAUAAAAGAGCUGCGGUGGUAAAACCAUGGCAACUUAUGCAAGAAA